AUGGAAACGAUGAGCGUUGGUGAGCUGGCCGCUUCUCAACUCGGCCUUCCGCAUUACGAAGAGGAAACACCCAGAGAAACCCCAAUCGGUUUACCAAUUCUCAAUUUGAAGAACGAGCACGACUCCUACGAGGUUUAUGUGAUCGAGGAGACUGAAGAAGCCGAGAGUUUACAUCAAGCGGCCACUAUGGCCGGCUUCUACAAUUCUCGCUUUUUCCAUGAGUACGUGCAAAUGAAUAAAGCGGACGUGAAAGUCGGCGAGUACCGAUCGGCAUUUCGAAUAGAGGACAGCGAGCGGAAUCUAUCGCUUUUCGCCGUCACCCGCCGGGACGGUUUCGUGCUCGCCGAGUUAAGCACCGAACAUCUGGCGAAUGUCGCCGAGCAACUAGCCAAGUUACACGCAAUCAGCGUCUUCGACCCGAAUCUCGAAUUUUGCCAAACGGUCAUGGAGAACUAUCAGGUGAUCUCCGAAUAUCGAGCCGAAGUCUUGCGCUCAACACUGAACGAGGCGCGUCAACUUUUCCAAGGCGAACACAAGCACUUUUUCCAGAAACCCGACUGGAUUUCGGGUGAACUAGAGCAGCACUCACAAUGGUUGUCGGAUCGGUCGACGGAGGACGAGACAGGACUCGGGGCAUUGGUUCUCUGCCACGGGAAUCUCACCGCGGAAUCGCUUCGCUUCACACAAGACGGAGAGCAUUUAGUGUCGAUCGUCGAUUGGGAGAACGUACAUUUCGGGGAUCCGGCUUUCGAUUUGUCUCAUCUGAUCAUCACCUCAGCUUCUCCAGAAAUCAGAAGGAAUCAUUUCAUGAAAGUUUUCCGUACCUAUUUCUACACGCUAAUCGACAUUCGAGCCCAGAAAUUCAAGUUGAGCGACCUAAAAACUUCUUUUCGACGCUUCCACCGCGAAAUCCUCUUGAAUGGAUUGAGGCCACUUUUGGAUUUGCUUUCUUCCGAUGUCGAUGAUGCGUUGAAGAGGUCAUCUGCCGCUCGUUGGGAGGAUUGUGCAGAAGAAACGGCUUCAUUUCUCUCCGGUCAGUACAUCUCCGAUGAGGAACAAUGCUUUUUCGCGAAA
Mesorhabditis belari is the source of this 1074-nucleotide messenger RNA. Lineage: Eukaryota; Metazoa; Nematoda; Chromadorea; Rhabditida; Rhabditidae. The record is from the annotation of a GenBank genome assembly.